Molecule: messenger RNA, 702 nt
Organism: Phytophthora infestans T30-4
Lineage: Eukaryota; Oomycota; Peronosporomycetes; Peronosporales; Peronosporaceae
Product: U2 snRNP component IST3
Exons: 2
Coding region: 1-702 (233 amino acids)
Biological process (GO): mRNA splicing, via spliceosome
Cellular component (GO): catalytic step 2 spliceosome; precatalytic spliceosome; U2 snRNP
Molecular function (GO): RNA binding
Source: RefSeq, a predicted model, not a curated record
AUGAACGUGGUGGCGGAGAUCCAGCGGUUAAAUGAGCGCGAGCUGGAGCUGAAUGUGCCUCUAUCGGGAUCGUGGCACCAGAAGUACAGCGAAUCUGCAUGGGUCUUUGUCGGUGGCCUGCCCUUUGAGCUGUCGGAAGGCGACGUGCUGUGCGUGUUGAGCCAAUUUGGCGAGAUUGAGGACAUCCACCUGGUGCGCGAUGGAAAGACCGGAAAGUCCAAGGGCUUCGUCUUCAUCAAGUUCGAGGACCAACGCAGUACCAUCCUGGCGGUGGACAAUUUGAAUGGCUUCAAGCUGCUGGAGCGCGUGCUGCGUGUGGAUCACGUGCUUAAAUACAAACUGCCCAAGGAGCUGCAGGAAGACAGCGACUCGGAGGACGAGGAAGAAAAGAAGCAGCGCGGCCUGCCUGGUCACGCCUACGAAGGCAAAGAGUUAGCGUCCGACUUUGAUCUGCACAAGGGUGUGGACAAUAUAUUUGAACAAGUACAGAAGAGGCGGCAGGAACAGCGACUUAAAGAAGAGAGGGAGGCAGUACAGAGGGAGGAGGAAAGUGAAGCCCCACAGCCAAGUGCCACUGGAUGGAGAGGCAGAUUGGAGCCCUCAGCUCCGCAACCUAGACGCGAUAACGAUAGGAAACGGCAAGGUGAGGAAAGAGAAAAAAGGGAAGACAAGAGCUUUGGAGGCAUGAGUCGCACUCGCUAA